CAGAACUGAGUUGUACGAAGAUCCUCCAUCAGCAUGUUGGCCUAUCGUAUAUUCUCCAGACUACAACAUUACGUUCAUGGGACUUGAGAAGCUGCAUCCAUUCGAUGCAGGGAAAUGGGGAAAAGUAAUCAAUUUCUUGAAAGAAGAAAAACUAAUUGCAGAUGACUUGAUUGUACAGGCACGGGAAGCUACUGAUGAAGAUCUCUUGGUUGUUCACACAAGGCGCUACCUUAAUAAAUUAAAGUGGUCGUUUGUUGUGGCUACAAUCACAGAAAUUCCACCAGUUGCCUUUCUUCCGAAUUUCGUUGUUCAGAGAAAAGUUUUGAAACCUCUACGAACCCAGACAGGAGGAACAAUAAUGGCAGGAAAACUUGCUCUGGAUAGAGGCUGGGCGAUCAAUGUGGGGGGUGGUUUUCAUCACUGUUCAAGUGACAAAGGAGGAGGAUUUUGUGCAUACGCUGAUAUCACGCUGGCUGUAAGGUUCUUAUUUGAAAGAGUACAAGGAGUGUCUAAAGCCACAAUUAUUGACCUGGAUGCUCAUCAGGGAAAUGGCCAUGAGAGGGACUUCAUGGAUGAUCAUCGAGUAUAUAUCAUGGAUGCCUACAAUAGAUAUAUUUAUCCAGGGGAUGGAUUUGCUAAGCGUGCCAUAAAACGCAAGGUGGAAUUAGAGUGGGGUACAGAGGACGCAGAAUAUCUUCAGAAGGUACACACUCACGUGGAAGGAGCAUUAAAUGAAUUAAAACCUGACAUCAUUGUUUAUAAUGCUGGGACUGAUAUUCUGGAUGGCGAUCCGUUGGGAGGACUGGCUAUUUCACCUCAGGGAAUUGUGAAGAGAGAUGAAGUCGUGUUCAAGGCUGCCAGAAGCCGCAGAAUCCCAAUCCUGAUGGUGACAUCUGGAGGCUACCAGAAGAGGACAGCGCGGAUUAUUGCCGAUUCCAUCCUCAAUUUGCACAACCUGGGGCUUAUUGACAAGGAGCUAGCAACCAGUGGAGCUGGAAAUCCCAAGGUAGAACAGAUGAUUAGAGACUCUGCUAAAGACUUAACCAACUUGUCACUGCAAUGACAAGUUACUAAAUUUUAGGAAACUGCUUCCUGGUUUAGGAGCUGGAAGCCUUCAUCAUUGUCAGGGUUAAUACAGCAUAUUUUAAAAAGACUCAACUUGCCAGU
This is a messenger RNA of Tauraco erythrolophus (red-crested turaco), 1167 nucleotides long. Lineage: Eukaryota; Metazoa; Chordata; Aves; Musophagiformes; Musophagidae. The record is from RefSeq and is a predicted model, not a curated record.